Molecule: messenger RNA, 529 nt
Organism: Terrapene triunguis (Three-toed box turtle)
Lineage: Eukaryota; Metazoa; Chordata; Testudines; Emydidae
Product: zinc finger protein GLI1-like
Exons: 2
Biological process (GO): regulation of transcription by RNA polymerase II; smoothened signaling pathway
Cellular component (GO): nucleus
Molecular function (GO): RNA polymerase II cis-regulatory region sequence-specific DNA binding; DNA-binding transcription factor activity, RNA polymerase II-specific
Source: RefSeq, a predicted model, not a curated record
AAGCCGUACGUCUGCAAGAUCCCCGGCUGCACCAAGCGCUACACGGACCCCAGCUCCCUGCGCAAGCACGUCAAGACGGUGCACGGCCCCGACGCCCACGUCACCAAGAAGCAUCGGGGCGACACGGUGCUGAGCCGGGCGCUGGCUGCCCCGGGGGGCCCCGCAGACAUGAAGCAGGAGAAGGAGGGAGGCUGCACUGGCGAGGGCAGGAAGGACGAGGGGAAGCUGAUGGUGCCCGAGGCCACCUUGAAGCCCCAGCCCAGUCCCGGUGGGCAGUCGUCCUGCAGCAGCGAGCGCUCACCCCUGGGCAGCGCCAACAACAACGACAGCGGGGUGGAGAUGAACGCCAACCCGGGCGGCAGCUUCGAGGACCUGUCCACGCUGGAGGACCCCUCGCCGGGGGAGCCCAUGGGCGCCUCGGGGCUCUCGGCCCUGCGCCGCCUGGAGAACCUCCGCAUCGACAAGUUCAAGCACCUGCGGAAGCCCCCGCCCGGCAAGGGCCUGAAGCUGCCGGCCAUCCCUGGCACCG